AUGUCAACCUCCACUUCUAUUCUUCCGCUUAUUGCAGCAGGAGGAAUAUGGUAUUACCUCUCGUCUCGGGGAUCAACGAUUCAGUCCAUAUGGCUUUUAUUGAACGUGCUUGAUACUUUCCGAGCUCUGCGAGGGAUCCGACCUAAUGGUAGAAGGAUAGGCAUAAACACGAGAAAGAGAGCGAUGAGGGAAGGGCUGAUUUGUUGGGUGAUAUAUGUACUUGCUCAGACUAUUGGACCAAUUGUGUCGACCCUUUUUGGAUGGAUACCAUUCUACUCACCCGUCAAAACCAUCUUAUGCGCUGUAUUCCUUUGUAUGAGAAUGGCAGCUUCAUCACAUUUAUAUCAUCAAUUACUGGUCCCACUUAUCAAGCCAUACGAGACACCUAUCGAUUUGACUGUUCUUUUUAUUCAAUCGAUAAGCUACCUAAUAUUCCAUUACUUACUGCAUACCCCUCUAUCUAUAGUUAUAGCAUCUGCCAAUGCCUCACGACAUACUCUAAAUACUUCCUUUGUCAAUCUCGCACAACUCUUCAAGUCAUAUUUCGCAAAUUCGAUUGUAGAACCAAAAAUUCACAUUCACACCCCUCCACCUGAAUCUGACUCAAGCCGUCUUCAUCAAGCGACCUCAUUCUUUUCUCCUGCUCCCAAUAUACCAGGAUCCAUUCUCAUUCAUCAUCCUUCGCCCAAACCUUCAACACCCAGGAAAUCAAUCAGUUUCUUAUCUCCUCCUAAUACCCCUAAAAUCUCGCCUCCUUCUUCACCUGACAUCAUCGAAUAUCUUGAUAUUCCUCGAGCAGGUCCAAGUACUCCUCGUCGUGCAUCGCACACGAAGGAACAACAUAGUCUCUUACAAGUGGAGGAAGUAAGAGAGGUCAGGCGAUCACCUAGGAGACAGCGGCCUUCCACCGAUGAGCAGUAUUUGGGCGACCUGGAUCUAAUGAAGAAGCAGACGAAUUCGAGAUCAGAAACUACCUCUACAGAUCGUCAAGUAAACACGACAAUGGAUCUGGAUAUGGCACAUGUGAAGAUGAAUAAGAAUAGGAUAUUUACUUCAGAGAAAAAGGGAAAAGGUAGACUUAUACCGACCCUCAUUAUACCUGAUGAUGGUGAUGACGCGGAUUCACUCAACAUUCUUGCAAAAGGGUCAAAAAAAGCAAACUCUGUCGCAGCUGGGGUAACAAGACAAACCUCAAAGAAUACUGUUGAUUUGAGUCAGAAAUUCACCAAACCCCGUCAGUCGAACAAAGCUCGUUCGGACGCUAUAUCUCGGUCUGCAUCUAUCAAUCUUCCUUCUUCGUCCGCAUCGACAUCACUGGGUAGGAAAAUCCCCCGAUCAGUAAAUACCACUUCAUCGUCCCCUGCGGAAUCCCUCACAGUUCCCCAAACGAAACCUCCAACGUCAACCGCGAGUACUCGAUCGGUCUCGACCAGAACGGCCAAGGCCAAGGCGGGAACACAAGCGAAAGUUCUUAAAGCAAGUGAAGAUGGAGUGUCUCAUGAUAAACCUCUUUCGACAGCUGCUUCCAGGGCGAGGACUAGAGCGAAAGUCAAAUCUGCGGAAGAAAAGGAAGCUGAAGAUCAGAGUAAAGUAGGACAAAAGAGGAAGGGAAUCAAGCCUGAUGAUGCGAUAGUCAAAAAGAGGAUAAGGAAGGCAUGA
This is a messenger RNA of Kwoniella shivajii, 1659 nucleotides long. RefSeq lists its product as uncharacterized. The coding region runs from base 1 to 1659 and encodes 552 amino acids. The record is from RefSeq and is a predicted model, not a curated record. Lineage: Eukaryota; Fungi; Basidiomycota; Tremellomycetes; Tremellales; Cryptococcaceae. The transcript has 4 exons.